Parnassius apollo (apollo) is the source of this 660-nucleotide messenger RNA. NCBI's taxonomy places the organism in Eukaryota, Metazoa, Arthropoda, Insecta, Lepidoptera, Papilionidae. The record is from the annotation of a GenBank genome assembly.
AUGGAUACAAAGAAGCCAAGAAUGAAGAAAGAACAGCAACAAUAUUUAUUAAACUUCUUGAUGAGGAAUCCGGAAAUGGUUAAUGGAAAUUGUCAGUUGCCGGCUACCAAAAGAUUGUGGACUGAACUGACAGAAGCCCUCAAUGGAAUGGGAGGUGUUCGUAAGACACAGAAAGAUUGGGCGAAGGCUAAGAGUCGCACACAGCGUGCAUCUAUGCAAAGGACUGGAGGUGGUCCUCCAGCAGAUAUCUGCUCGACAGAACUGGAGAAAAAAACAAUAAAUAUAGAGGGGACAUCAACUAUAUAUGGAUUGCCUGGAGCUGUGGAAGCUGGUAUUAUUAUUGUCCCAGGGACUCCACAGCCCAUUGUUGAUGUUCCGGAUCCUCAUGUUAAACAAAACAUAGUCAUGGUUUUGGAUGAUGCUCAACUGCCAAAGCCCAAGCAGACGUUGAUUUUAGACGCAGUAACAGUUGAUAUACAUUCAGAUACUGAAGAAGAGCCCCCGAAGGAAGCGGCUAUGGUGGACGCGUUGACACCGACGGCGAGUCACGGGUGGGGCGACUGUCGUCACUUCAAUGGCGACGGACGCGUCAUCAAUACCGACAGCCUCUCGCGUUGGUCGAAUUGCGGUAGACGCGUUGAUGAUGCCAGCGGCAAAUAG